Mercurialis annua (annual mercury) is the source of this 2559-nucleotide messenger RNA. Its product is annotated as HIPL1 protein-like. The transcript is spliced from 7 exons. Bases 365 to 2479 code for a protein of 704 amino acids. The record is from RefSeq and is a predicted model, not a curated record. NCBI's taxonomy places the organism in Eukaryota, Viridiplantae, Streptophyta, Magnoliopsida, Malpighiales, Euphorbiaceae.
UAUCAAUCCUUGUCUUUUUGUACCUGAAUUUGAAAAAUGUCAAAACCCCUAUUUUGAACUUCUAUAAAGAUUGUUUCUUUAGUGAGAUGGAAAGGGAUUUGAAAAGUAUUUUUUCCCUUCUGGAAGCUGACUUUCAUGAGAGUUAGAUUUAGAUAAACCACUAAUGAGAGAGAUUGAUUGAUUAAUGGUACUAAAGAAAUAGAGUAGUUGGUGGUUUAGUGGGAAGAAUGUUGAAUACCCUGAAACGUUUUCUCCACUAAAGAUUAUAUUUUUGCUUUUUAAAGGCAUGACAAGCCAAGGAUUUUGCUGAUGAAGAUGAUCUUGGGAUAGACUAAAAAGGAAGCUUUUUUGUCAGUUUGAUUUGAUGGGGACAGUUCUUGCUGUUGCUUUUCUGUUCUUGAACUUGCUGCUGCUUCCUGAUUCUUCAUUUUCACAUCCGUUGUGCACUAAUUCAAGGGCUCCUUUUACCUUGAAUACCACUCUGAGUUUUUGCCCCUACAACAAUGGAAGCACUUGCUGCAGUUCCACACAAGAUAUGCAGCUGCAGAAGCAAUUUCGACGCAUGAAAAUCUCCGAUUCUGGCUGCGGUUCUCUCUUGAAAUCGAUCGUUUGCGCUAGAUGUGAUCCAUUCUCAGCAGAUCUAUUUACAAUCAGUUCUAUUCCGCGGCCAGUUCCUGUUCUCUGCAAUUCCACGGUUUCAGCAACUUCAUCCCAGUCUGGCCAGUCUGUAAAUGACUUUUGCUCUAAAGUAUGGGAUACAUGCUCAAAUGUGUCUAUAUCAAAUUCACCUUUUGCACCUUCACUUAAAGGCCAAGCUGGAUUACCUGUCAAUUCCAACAUCACGACAUUGUCUGACCUAUGGCAGUCAAAAUCCGAUUUUUGCGAAGCAUUUGGUGGAGCAUCAACGGAUGGAUCAGUUUGUUUUACUGGUGAACCUGUUAAACUCAAUGCCACUGAAUCACCUACUCCACCACAUGGUCUGUGCCUUGAAAAAAUUGGAAAUGGAUCUUAUCUCAAUAUGGUUGCUCACCCCGAUGGGUCCAACCGUGCAUUCUUCUCUAGCCAACAAGGUAAGGUUUGGUUGGCGACUAUUCCCGAGGAGGGAUCUGGAGGAACAAUGGGAAUCGACGAGUCUACUCCUUUUAUUGAUCUAACAGAUGAAGUUUACUUUAGCAGUGCAUUUGGGAUGAUGGGUAUGGCAUUUCAUCCGGACUUUGCACAGAAUGGUCGGUUCUUUGCUUCGUUUAAUUGUGAUAAGGUCAGGUGGCCAGGAUGCAUGGGAAGAUGUUCAUGUAAUACCGACGUGAACUGUGAUCCCUCAAAGCUACCUCCUGAUAAUGGCGCACAGCCAUGUCAAUAUCAUACUGUUAUCGCGGAGUAUAGUGCUAACAAUACAGCGGUUAAUGCUUCCUCGGCAACAACUGCUAAACCAUCGGAAGUACGAAGGAUAUUUACGAUGGGCCUUCCGUUCACAGCUCAUCAUGGAGGACAGAUUCUCUUUGGACCUACAGAUGGAUAUUUAUACUUCAUGAUGGGAGACGGCGGUGGACCAGAUAAUUCAGGUGAUCCUUACAAUUUCUCACAAAACAAGAAAUCAUUGCUCGGAAAGAUCAUGCGGCUGGAUGUUGACACUAUACCAAGCGCAGAAGAUAUUAGUAAGCUUGGUCUAUGGGGAAACUAUUCUAUUCCUAAAGAUAAUCCUUUUAGAGAAGACAAGGGUUUACUGCCAGAAAUAUGGGCAUUAGGCAUGAGAAAUCCUUGGCGGUGCAGCUUUGAUUCCGAAAGACCAUCCUACUUCAUGUGUGCAGAUGUUGGGCAGGAUGUUUUUGAAGAGGUGGAUGUGGUCACAAAAGGGGGAAACUACGGAUGGCGAACUUAUGAAGGCCCCUAUCUUUAUAACGCUCCAUCAUCGCCUGGCGGAAAUACAUCUGCAAACUCCAUAACCCCAAUUUUCCCUGUUAUGGGAUAUAAUCACUCUGAAGUAAACAAUAAUGAAGGAUCAGCAUCAAUUACCGGAGGCUACUUUUAUCGCUCAAAUACUGAUCCGUGCAUGUAUGGAAGGUACUUGUAUGCAGAUUUAUACGCAAGCGCGCUAUGGGCAGGGGCGGAAACACCUGAAGAUAGUGGAAACUUUACGAGCACGAAAAUUCCUUUUAGCUGUGCAACAGAUUCUCCCAUAGAAUGCACAUCUGUUCCGGGAAGCAGUCUUCCAUCUUUGGGAUACAUUUUCUCAUUCGGAGAGGACAACAAGAAAGACGUGUACAUCCUCGCCAGCAGCGGUGUUUAUAGAGUUGUUCGGCCAAGUCGCUGCAAAUACACCUGCACAAAAGAAAACGCAACCGCCGGUAGAAUCCCAAGCCCUGCUACUACUACCAAUACUACUACACCUCCUUCGUAUGCAAGCCACUUACAUCAUUCAUAUAACAGUAUUGUGGUAAUAUUAUCUUCUUUGUUGCUGCUUUUGCUGGGUGUCAUCUAGCAUUUCAUGACAGCUCUGUGUAAUUUGAACAUCUUUUUCCAGUUUUUAACUGUUAUUUAAUGGAAUUUUUGUGUGUUAAA